UCCAGUUGAGAUUAUUAAUUGUCGCUUAAUUAUCGGUUUUCCUCAUUUAUGUGAAGAAACUGAGUGUCAUUCGAUGAUGGAGGAAGAUCAAGUGCCCUUUAAUGACACAUUUCCACCUGGUUUUAGGUUCCAUCCAUCUGAUGAGGAACUCAUAGUUCAUUACUUGAAGAAGAAGAUCAACUCACAUCCACUUCCAGCACCUAUUGUUGCUGAAAUUGAUCUUUAUAAGUUCAACCCAUGGGAGCUACCAGAGAAAGCCUUGUUUGGGGAGGAUGAGUGGUACUUCUUCAGCCCGAGAGAUAGGAAAUACCCAAAUGGGUUAAGGCCAAACAGGGCAGCAGCUUCUGGGUAUUGGAAGGCCACAGGAACUGACAAGCCAGUUUUCACUCGCUGUGGAUCGAAGUUCAUGGGAGUGAAGAAAGCUUUGGCUUUUUACUCAGGUCGUCCACCUAAAGGGACUAAGACAGAUUGGAUCAUGAGCGAAUAUAGAUUGCUCGACACAACUAGAAAACCUUCUAGGUUCAAAGGUUCCAUGCGUUUGGAUGAUUGGGUGCUAUGUCGGGUUCGAUAUAAAGGCUCUUCAUCAAAUCAUAGCGGACAGUAUCAGGAGAAUCAGAGCGGGUCAAAAUUGAACCUACCAACAAUCACAGAUUAUCAAAUCUUAGCUUUUGUUCUUGCCGAUGAACCUAAGCUUCCCUCUGACAACACGACUGGUAUGAACUUUAGAAGCAGCAAAGGCAACACCUACACUUCAUUGAGUCCUCAGAUGACAAUCCCUUCUUUGGACUUCAAUUGCUUUGACUUGCUGAAAAUAACGUCUAAUGAGGAUAGUCAACGUGGAAAUCUCAUUUCUUUUAACAGCAAGCCAAACCAUGAGCACAGGAUUGAUAAUCUUCCAGAUAGAAACUGCUAUAGCCAAAGUCAGUGUAAUGAGGGAACUCUUGGCCAGAGAAUACUGCAUCCCAUCAUCAAUUUUCAAGAACUGAAAGGAUUACCCUUUACAGGAAGGUUCACGCAAUAA
Messenger RNA from Prosopis cineraria, 1021 nucleotides. RefSeq names its product NAC transcription factor 29-like. The record is from RefSeq and is a predicted model, not a curated record. NCBI's taxonomy places the organism in Eukaryota, Viridiplantae, Streptophyta, Magnoliopsida, Fabales, Fabaceae. Gene Ontology annotation, biological process: regulation of DNA-templated transcription. Gene Ontology annotation, molecular function: DNA binding. Bases 74 to 1021 code for a protein of 315 amino acids. The transcript is spliced from 3 exons.